Nipponia nippon (crested ibis) is the source of this 3372-nucleotide messenger RNA. The record is from RefSeq and is a predicted model, not a curated record. Lineage: Eukaryota; Metazoa; Chordata; Aves; Pelecaniformes; Threskiornithidae.
GCCGAGGAGGAGCACGCCGGUGCGGCUGGCAGCGAGAAGGAGGAGGCCGAGGAGGAGGAGGAGGAAGAGGAGGAGGAGUAUGACGAGGAAGAAGAGGAGGAAGAUGACGACCGACCGGCCAAAAAGCCGCGCCAUGGCGGCUUCAUCCUGGAUGAAGCUGACGUGGACGACGAGUACGAGGAUGAGGACCAGUGGGAGGACGGGGCCGAGGACAUCCUGGAGAAAGAAGAGAUCGAAGCUUCCAACAUUGAUAACGUGGUGCUGGAUGAGGAUCGCUCCGGCGCUCGACGGCUGCAGAACCUCUGGAGGGACCAGCGUGAGGAAGAGUUGGGCGAGUAUUAUAUGAAGAAAUACGCCAAGUCCUCGGUGGGAGAGACCGUUUACGGUGGCUCUGACGAGCUCUCAGACGACAUCACGCAACAGCAGCUGCUGCCUGGAGUCAAGGACCCCAAUCUCUGGACCGUGAAGUGCAAGAUAGGCGAGGAGCGUGCCACGGCCAUCGCCCUCAUGCGGAAAUUCAUCGCUUACCAGUUCACCGACACGCCCCUGCAGAUCAAGUCGGUGGUGGCCCCCGAGCACGUCAAGGGUUACAUCUACGUGGAAGCCUACAAGCAGACGCACGUCAAGCAGGCGAUCGAGGGGGUGGGCAACCUGCGCAUGGGCUACUGGAACCAGCAGAUGGUCCCCAUCAAGGAGAUGACCGACGUCCUCAAGGUGGUGAAGGAGGUCACCAACCUCAAGCCCAAAUCUUGGGUGCGCCUCAAGAGGGGGAUCUACAAGGAUGACAUCGCCCAGGUGGAUUAUGUGGAGCCCAGCCAGAACCAGAUUUCCCUCAAGAUGAUCCCCCGCAUCGACUUCGACCGGAUCAAAGCCCGCAUGAGCCUGAAAGACUGGUUCGCCAAGAGGAAGAAGUUCAAGCGACCCCCGCAGCGGCUUUUCGAUGCCGAGAAGAUCCGGUCCCUGGGAGGUGACGUGGCAUCCGACGGGGACUUUCUCAUCUUCGAAGGCAACCGUUACAGCCGCAAGGGAUUCCUCUUCAAGAGCUUUGCCAUGUCGGCCGUGAUAACAGAGGGCGUGAAGCCCACUCUGUCAGAGCUGGAGAAGUUCGAGGACCAACCCGAAGGCAUCGACCUGGAGGUGGUAACGGAAAGCACAGGGAAGGAACGAGAGCACAACUUCCAGCCUGGUGACAACGUGGAGGUGUGCGAGGGUGAGCUGAUCAACCUUCAGGGCAAAAUCCUCAGCGUUGACGGCAACAAGAUCACCAUCAUGCCCAAACACGAGGACUUGAAGGACAUGCUGGAGUUCCCAGCUCAGGAGCUGCGGAAGUAUUUCAAGAUGGGUGACCACGUCAAAGUGAUCGCGGGGCGUUUUGAGGGCGACACGGGGCUUAUCGUGAGGGUGGAGGAAAACUUCGUCAUCCUCUUCUCCGACCUCACCAUGCACGAGCUCAAGGUUCUGCCACGAGACCUGCAGCUCUGCUCAGAGACGGCGUCUGGCGUGGACGUGGGGGGGCAGCACGAGUGGGGUGAGCUGGUGCAGCUGGAUCCCCAAACCGUGGGUGUCAUCGUCCGUCUGGAGCGGGAGACCUUCCAGGUGCUGAACAUGUACGGGAAGGUGGUGACGGUGCGGCACCAGGCUGUCACCAGGAAGAAGGACAACCGCUUCGCCGUUGCCCUCGACUCGGAGCAGAACAACAUCCACGUCAAGGACAUCGUCAAAGUCAUAGAUGGGCCUCACUCGGGCCGCGAGGGGGAGAUCCGGCACCUCUUUCGGGGCUUCGCCUUCCUGCACUGCAAGAAGCUGGUGGAGAACGGCGGCAUGUUCGUCUGCAAGACCCGGCACCUCGUCCUGGCGGGCGGCUCCAAGCCACGGGACGUCACCAACUUCACCGUGGGUGGCUUCGCCCCCAUGAGUCCCCGUAUCAGCAGCCCGAUGCACCCCAGCGGGGCUGGCCAACGCGGUGGUUUCGGCGGCGGCGGCAUGAGCCGUGGCCGCGGGCGGCGGGAUAACGACCUCAUUGGGCAGACGGUGCGCAUCUCCCAAGGACCCUACAAAGGCUACAUCGGGGUGGUGAAGGACGCGACGGAGUCGACGGCCCGCGUGGAGCUGCACUCCACCUGUCAGACCAUCUCGGUGGACCGCCAGCGCCUGACCACUGUGGGCUCACGGCGCCCGGGUGGGAUGACGUCGGCCUACGGGCGCACCCCCAUGUACGGCUCGCAGACCCCCAUGUACGGCUCCGGCUCCCGCACCCCCAUGUAUGGCUCGCAGACCCCCCUGGGGACACAGAGCCGCACGCCGCACUACGGCUCCCCAACCCCCCCGCACGACGGGAGCCGCACACCCGCCCAGAGCGGCGCCUGGGACCCCAACAACCCCAACACACCCUCCAGGGCCGACGAGGACUUCGAGUAUGGCUUUGAUGACGAGCCCACGCCCUCGCCACAGGGCUACGGGGGCACCCCCAACCCGCAGACCCCCGGCUACCCUGACCCUUCGUCCCCCCAGGUCAACCAGCCCUACAACCCCCAGACCCCCGGCACGCCGGCCAUGAGUGCUCCCUCUGCCCCACCGCAGGCCCCGGGGGACCCCGAACCGCAGCUCGGGGGGGAAACUGCUCCUGGGGGACCCCAAACCACCUAUAGCCCCCCUACCCCCUCUAACGCUGCCUCCUCUCUCUCCUGCCAGGCCAGCCCCAGCCCCAGCCCGGUGGGCUACAGCCCCAUGACUCCCGGGGCCCCCUCCCCGGGGGGGUACAACCCCCACACCCCCGGAUCGGGGAUCGAGCAGAGCUCCAGCGACUGGGUGACCACCGACAUCCAGGUGAAGGUCCGUGACACCUACCUGGACAGUCAGGCGGUGGGACAGACCGGUGUCAUCCGCAGCGUUACGGGCGGGAUGUGCUCUGUCUACCUGAAGGACAGCGAGAAGGUGGUGAGCAUCUCCAGCGAGCACCUGGAGCCCGUCACCCCCACCAAGAGCAACAAGAUCCCCGAUGAGUUCGAUGGCGACCCCGUGGGCAUCCAGCAGCUCCGCAGGACCUACAAGUACUUCAAGGACUACAGGCAGAUGAUCAUCGAGCCCACCAGCCCCAAGCUGCUGCCGGACCCCCUCUCCGAUGACCGUGCGCUCUACGACCUCCCCGCUUUCCUCAAAACCAUUGCCCUCAGCGGGGUGGAAGAUGUCCGGACGGUGCUGGAGAAUUACGCGCUGGAGGAGGAUCCGCUGGCGGCUUUUAAACGACGCCGGUCGCAGCUGGAGGAGGAGGAGCAGCAGCGCCUGGCCGAGCUGGCGCAGGGCAAGAAGCCGACGGGGCUCUUCCUGGGUGCCCUGGCCGGCCGUCUCUGGCCGCGCUCCAAGCAGCAGUGA